AAUACUGUGUUGUAUUCUCUGUGUCAGGAGGGAUCUGUGAACAGCACGACGUGGAGAACGGACUUCCUGGUGGAGUAUGAAGGGGAGGGAUCUAACGUGGCUGAUCCAGCCUGUCCGCUGCUCGGUCCCGGGGUCUCUGAAUGUUUCCCACUGUGUGUGUGAGGAUUCCUUCAACAACACGUACGCCUGUGUUCGUACCGUCGCACCCUCCGCCGACAUCCAGUACUGCGAGUUCGACGACAACGAGGUGUUUGUGGAGGUCUAUAACAUGACAGUAGACCCCUACCAGCUCAUUAACCGGGCGAAGACCAUCGACCAGGAGGUUCUGGAGAAGAUGAACCACAGGCUGAUGAUGCUGCAGUCCCUGUUCUGGACAGUCCUGUAGGACCCCUGGGGUCUACGACGCACGGUUUGCGUUUGACCCUCAGCUGAUGUUCAGUAACAGGAGGCGGCGGAUCAGCGGUCCGAGACGGGCCUGAAGAGCAGGAGGAGAGUGUGUGUGUGUGUGUGUGUGUGUGUGUGUGUGUGUGUGUACACACACAGUGUCACCAUUGAUUGGUUAUUCUAAGACAUGUUGUGUCUAAUUACGUGAGGAAAAUCAAUUACCUCAAAUCAGCUGCUUUUCAAAUCAUUAACAAGUCUUGACCGGCUACAGUCGGACUA
Messenger RNA from Salmo salar (Atlantic salmon), 663 nucleotides. The record is from RefSeq and is a predicted model, not a curated record. NCBI's taxonomy places the organism in Eukaryota, Metazoa, Chordata, Actinopteri, Salmoniformes, Salmonidae.